Molecule: messenger RNA, 1271 nt
Organism: Vollenhovia emeryi
Lineage: Eukaryota; Metazoa; Arthropoda; Insecta; Hymenoptera; Formicidae
Product: centromere protein L-like
Exons: 5
Coding region: 196-1203 (335 amino acids)
Source: RefSeq, a predicted model, not a curated record
UCAUGUAUCAAAGCGCUUCGUGCCGCACGCGCAACGCGCUCAAAUUCGACGAGGUUUUCACUUGUCGUUUCGAAGUUGCUUUGGCGGUUUGCGCGAGCUUCGCGCCAAUUGUGCCGGGCUCUUGUCCGCGUCCGCGACCAAAGAACUGUCAAUCUCACGUUACUUCUCCACCGCUGCGGGCGAUCUUUCGUUCGUAUGAUGAACCGGGCGGAGAGUACCUCUAGGCCGGGCAGCAGUAACGCCAGCAACGUCAUGUAUACCCCGCGUACGCCGCGAAUGCGCGAGCGACAACGGUUCAGCUUGGGUAUCAUGCCGGAGGAGGACAAUACAGACAUACUGGAAGACUUGGCAGGCCAAACGUGGAACAUUUACGCGGCAUCCGCUUUGUUUGACUUUCAGCGGGAUGACGUCCAUCUCAAGCUGUACGCAAAGAAAUUAAGAGAAGAGGUUGCGAGCACCUUGUCACACGAAAAUGUGACUUACGACGCCAAGUUUUCUGUUACGCAAAAUUUAGGGUCUUCAUCGAAUCACGAGGACUAUCUAGCGCUCGGGAUUCAAGUAGUAGCUAAAACCAGUGGUCCUGAGAAAGAAGUGGAGAAACUCAUUUAUAAAGGGUUAUUAUUAUCUUGGAGGAUGCAGUCGACUGAGUCGAGUAUACAGAAUUCCAUAAAAUUGCCUCUUCUGUUAUGUCGUGGCACCCGCAACUGUAUGGAUGCGGUGAAUGCCAUCAUCAGUCGUAUGUUCGACUGUUCGGUAGUUGCACUAUCAGCUAACGAGGAUGACUUGAGCUGGCUGAUUCCUAUUAUAAUUAUGUCAACCGACAAAGAGGAGCAGUCAAUAAUUUCUGGUGAAGUCCAAAUGCAAUACACGGUGCCAGAAUUACCAAUAUCGGAUACCAUUACAGUUAAAUUUCACACCGAAGACCUGAAAAAAAUAUUAUCGGUCAUUAUUAAAGAUCAAGAUACCAACGUUAAUGUAUCCCUUGAUCGUGAAGACAUAGAAACGUUUUAUGAAGUGUUGCACAAGCAAAUGUUAAUAGAAGGAGGUUUGAAGUUGGGAUUAUGUACGCUGCAUAGAAUUAAUCUGCCUGGAAUAUCAAUAAUGGAGAAUAAAAUGAAAGUAACGAAAGCAGAUGUUAUGAACAAUAUAUUAGUGUACUUCAGUGAUAAAGCUAUUGAUACAUUUUAUGCAGUUGAUAUAUAAACUUUUCUUACUGUAAUAUUGUGCGAGAUGAAUGACAUGUAGUUAAAAUACAAUAACAGUUGUUGUAA